AUGAUUUUGUUGGUAAUUUGAUACGUUUUUACUCACAGCCCAUCUUUUUCUUCGCUUUUUUUCUUAUUGUUGUUGUUGUGCUCACUUCUUCAAGCUAACCUAUUCUAUUUUUUUUGUUGAAAUUUUAAAUAUUGGUGGGUUCGCGCGGAAGAGGGCACACAAACUGGGGGAAUUCUUUGCAAGAUAGAGAAUAAGUUGCAGCAUGCUGAUGGUGCUCUUUGGAUGUUCUUCAGUUGUGGCGUGAAUAGCAGUUCAACUGGACGUCAACUAGUUGUUAGCGAAUCGCUACCCGAAGAGUUAUUGCGCGAUCCGCCGUCGCAAGCGCUACGAACACUUUCACCAAUCUCACCGCCACCAAAACGACCGCAGUCUAGUGGCGUUGGUGGCGCACCACAACUUUCAACCGCAUCGAAUAGCUCGACAACAAGUCGAUCUUGUUCGCCAACAGUUCGUGCAGAAUCUAUUGUACCUGGCAAGUGGACACAUAUUUCUGGACGUGUUUCAGUACGACCAUUGACACCAUCCGAAGCUCAAGUUUGUCUAGAACGUCAAAAGAAAAAGCGACGCUCUUCCAAAAAAGGUUCCUAUUCAUAUAUGUAUUUUUUUUAGUAAUUCAAAAUUCUAUUUAUACCGUAUACCUCGCUCUCUUUAGGCUAGAUAGUUGAAUAAUAAUUAUUAUUGAUUUCUGAUUCAGAUAAGAGCAAAAUGGAUGAUCAUGACGAUACUCGAAGUACCGAUGGUGGCGGAGGUGGCACCAUAACCAUACCCUCCAAUGAGCCAAAAGAGCCGACUCCUGAAAGCCCAGGCUCUCGCUCGAAUUACGGCGAAUUCUACUGGUGAGUCAGUGUAUUUUCGAGAAAAAUUUUUUUUCGGAGAAAAACAAAAGUUUCCCUUUGUGAGUGUAUGCAUGAGCUGAAGUCUGCUUUUUUUCACACAAAAAAUAGAUCAAAAAUAUUUUUUGGAAUUUUUGAGGCUGCAGGUUGAAAUUUUGUAAUAAUAGUAUAGAGAAACUAUUGGAAAUUUAAGAAAUUAUUACAAAAUUUCAAUCUUCUCUUUAAAAACCGUUAAAAAUAGCUUCUUGGUCCCAAAAACACCUCAUUUUUGUACCCCGCCGUCCAAUAUUUUGUCUCAUCUUUGUAACGGGAAAGUGUAAAUUUCAUCAUCACUUCUUUCCAAUUUAAAUUUAGUGGUACGGACAAAUCAAAAACCGUCCAAUACACAAUUCAUAUGAAACGGAGGGAUGAGGAGAGUUUUGAUGAGAUUGGGUAAGUUCCAAUGAAAAAACAAUCGCAACUCAUCUCGCCUAUUAUUAAACUUGAAACAUGUAGAUUAAAAAAAAAAAUUUGACUGACCCGGUCUAACAAUAAAUGAAUGAGUUUGGAUAGAUAGUGACUAAACCAGAAAAAACUAAUUCAAACAAGCUAAGUUGCGGUGUUUUGCAUGCAAAUUGGCAGAGUGUUCAAUUAUUAAGGGAUGAGUACUCCAGGGAUACGUCGGGCGAGAACAACUAUCAUAAUACAUCAUCGUUUGAUGACGAUCUUCUACUCGAGAUUGACAAUUCGGCGAGAGGAACAUCUGUUGCCAGAUUGGAUCGAACUCAGGUGAGAUUUGCAAAGGGGGAAAGGUAGAAUUUUAUUGAUUAGGACUUGAAAAAAAUCAAAAUCUAAACUUUGAAGUUCAAAAAUUAGAAAAUUCCGGAAACUUUUCAAUUAAGAUUUUAUGAGGCUACUAAUUUAUAAGAGCUCCAUAAAAUUCCAAAUUUUCUAGGAUGACUUGAACAAGUUCCGUCAAAGAAUCGAUAACAAUGUCGAACAACAACGUGAAUACAGCGAAAUGAUGGCUGCACUUCAAAACAAAGUUUUGGAAUACCGUAAACAUAUUGCUGAAUUGGAAGGUCGUAUGGUUGGAGCUCGCAGUCGAAUCAUCGAUGAGUCCGGGCCAAAUGUUUAUUUGUUUGACAAUUAUGAUCCGGGAAAUACCUAUAUGUGAGUUAGCUCAUCUUGAAGUGAAACAAAAAAAAAUCUAUAAUUUUCAGCACCAACCAUAAUGUCGAAUUGUGGAGUCCAGCACGUGGAAAACGUGAGACUUUGCUCGGCGGUGGCGGAGCUGGUGGUCUCACAACUGUCAACGUUUUGACAGGAUCUGGCGGAGGUCCAGCCGGGCUUUACAGUGCCGGAGGUCUUGGGGGAGCUAGCGGUGCAGCUUACGGCGGUGGAUAUGGGGGAUCCGGUGUUGAAAGAUAUGGUGGGGGAACUUCGACUGGUGUGAAUUUGGCUGGUGAUCCGAACGCAAAUUAUGAGAUGAUUGCUAGAGUAGAUGAGGAGAGACGACGGGCUGAUGAGUAUCGUAUGCAAUGGGAAAAUGAGCGACAGAAAAAUAUUGCUCUUGAAGAUGAGAACGAUAGACUUCGCAGAGAAUUUGAAAGAUAUGCCAAUGACUCAAAAGAUAAGGAGAAGACCUAUGUCAAUCGUGAGAGAGUAAGUUUUCUAGAACCCUUACCAAAAUUUUAUUCAUUUUUUUCUAGAAUCUUGCGCAAUACUUGUCUGAUGAGCAAAGGAAGAUGAUGGAUUUGUGGACUGAACUUCAACGAGUUCGCAAACAAUUCGCUGACCUCAAAUCGCAAACCGAAGAAGAUCUUGAUCGUCAGAAAUCGGAAUUCACUCGCGCUUUGAGAAAUGUGCACAACAUUUCAAGAAACGUCAAUAUUACUGCUGGCGAGGUGAGAGACACACUCAAAAAUCUCAUAAAUAUUUAAUUCUUUUUGCAGGGUCUUCAAGCUGCUGCAGCUGGCGGAUCAGCUGGUUUGGGAGGACUUUUGGGACUUUACGAUGAUGCUGGAAGUGUGAACAAUACUACAAAUAAUUAUGAGAAGGUUCUUAUUGAAACAGUUCGUCGAAUGGCUGCAAAUGGAAAUGCUCCAGGAGCAUCAAGUGCUGAACUUCUUGAAGAAAUCCGGCGAAUUCGUGGAGGUGGUGCUUCUGAAGGUGAUGCUGAAUUGCAAAAGGAAUUGAUGAAGAAAUAUGAAGAGUCAAUCGAGAGAAAUAUUGAAUUGGAAUCGAAAGGUGAUGAGGCGCAGAGAAAAAUCGCUGAAUUGGAAGCGGAACUUCGUAGAAAUAAGGAGAAGAUGAAUGAGGCGAAUAGUGCGUUGAAAAAAUUGCAUGAAAUGGCUCAAGAUAUCGAUAAAUCUUCGGAUGUGUCAAAGAGGACUAGAUCUUUGUCACCUGGAAAGAAUCAAUUGCCACCAGCUGAAGCUCUUCGUGCUGUUCGAAAUACGAUUCGUAAUAAGGACAAUGAUAUUCAACAAUUGGAAAGAAAAUUGAAGAUUGCUGAAAGUCAAGUCAAAGAAUUUAUGAACAAGUUCGAGAAUGCUGAUGAAGCUCGUCGUCGUCUCGACAAACAACUCGCUGAUGCCAAGAGAGAGAUCAAUAACAUUCAAAAGACUUUGGAUGAGACUGAGAGAAAUUCUCGACGCACAGAAGACAAACUCAGAUCUUCUGAAGCGGAACGAAUUGCCGCUGACAAGGCUCGCAAAUUUUUGGAAGACGAGUUGGCUAAGAUUCAGGCUCAAUUCCAAAAAUCGUCAACUGAUGAUGCGCAGAAAUUGAGAGAUGAGAUGGAUGAGCAAGCAAAUUCAAUUCAAGAAGAUUAUAAACUUCGAAUUGAUGAGUUGAACAGACGAAUUGAGACAUUGCUUCGUGAAAACAAUCGAUUGAAAUCUGAAGUCAACCCACUCAAAGACAAAUAUCGUGAUUUGGAAAAUGAGUUCAGCAAUGUUCAACGAAGAAUUGAAGAGAAAGAGACACAACUUCGCUAUUCUGAUGACAUGCGUCGAAACAUCCAGAAGGAUCUCGAUGAUCUUCGCGACAAAUAUGAUCGUCUUCACAGUGACAAUGAAAAACUUGUCAGCGAGCUUGAGCAUGCUCAAAAGGCAGCACAUUUGGCUGAACAACAAUUGAAGGAGAUCAAGAUUCAAAGAGAUGAUUAUCAGUGAGUUUUAUUUUAUUUUUUUUUUGAAUAAAAAAAAUAUUUUUUUUUACAGAAAACAAAAAGAUGAGCAUGCUCGUCACUUGUUUGAUAUUCGACACAAAUUGGAAUCAGAGAUCAAAUCCCGUCAAGAUCUUGAGAAGAACGGUGUUCGUAACAAUGAGGAGCUUGACAAAUUGAAGCAGGCAAUUAGUGAUAAUGAGAGUCAAGUCAAUCUUUUGCGCAGACAUAAUGAUGAACUUGAUACAACCAUCAAGGGACAUCAAGGAAAAAUCACCCAAUUGGAAAAUGAACUUCACACCAGAAAUGGGGAAGUUGAAAAGUUGAAUGAUCUCAAUAUCAAAUUGCAGAAGGAGAAACAAGAGAUCUUGAAGUGAGUUUUUUUUCGCAGAUUCAGAUAUUAAAAUCAGAAGUUUUUUCCAGUCAAAAAUUGAAACUUGAUGGCGAUGUUCAACAAUUGAAAGAGACGAUUAGAAAAUUGGAAAUUGAGUUGGAAAAAUUGCGCAAUGAGAAUAAGGAAAUUGCGGCGAAGGAAGCUCGCGCGAAAGAUGCGGCAAGUCAACAUAUGUCGCGUGCAAAUCUUCUUGGAAAAGAAUUGGAAGAUACCAAGCAAGAUUUGAAACAUUCAAAUGAUAAUAUCAAGAAGCUCGAAAAUGAUAUUCGUGAUCUCAAGGAUCGAUUGAACAAUCUUGGAAGAUCGGGAAGACUUUCAAGAGAUAACACAAGUUCAACUCCUCUUGUUGGGCGAGAUGGAAGAGAUGGAAGAGAUGCGACUGGAACUACUGGUUCAGGAACUGGCGCUGGAUAUGGCAGAGAUGGAAGGGAUGGAUCUGGAUAUGGUCGCGACGGAGCUGCUGGCAGAGAUGGAAGUUCCACUGGCGGACGUUCUGCAGAUCCAAGCAACCGAGAUGGUGGAGCUUAUGGUGAUCGCAGUUCUUUGGGGAGAUUCUACAAGAUCUCGCGGCGCUCCAGGAAGUGAAAUCCUUAUUCCAAGCGCGGAAGAUGUUCGAUCAGGUGAUGGAAGUCUUGCCGGAGACGGUGCUCGUGGCGGAACCGGAUCGAUUCGUGGAGCAGAUGGCGAUGAGAUCUACAUUCCAACAAGCGGCGGUGACGUCAACAUCAAUAUUAAUAGUGGACGUGGCGGAGAUCGAAGCGGCACUGGAACCGGAGGUGCAGCAGGCGGAACUGAUUAUGGUCGCGAUGGAUCUCGCGGAAGAGACGGACGGGAUGGUUCUACAUAUGGUCCAGGAGGAUAUGGACGCGAUGGUUCACGCGGAAGAGAUGGUCGAGAUGGUCGAGAUGGUCUUGACGCCAAGGAGCGUAUUGAUCGCAUUGAGCGCAAUAUUCUUGAUAGAUAUCACGAUGAUGAACUCGCCGAGCACAAGAUCAGAGUAAGAAUUAUAUAUUUUUUUUGAUUGUACAGAAAUCAUAAUUAUUUUCAGGAAAUCAAUGAUCGCUGGAAGCGUGAACUCGAGCGCCUUGAAAAUGAAAAAGAUGAUUUGGAGCGUAGAAUUCGCGAACUGGAAGAUGAACUUUCUCAAAUUGGUCGUGGAAACGAUAAACAAGAGAAUGAUAUCACUGAAUUGAAGAGAAAACAUGCUUCAGAAAUCGACAAGCUUAAGAAUGACAUCAGUUCAAUGCACGACAAACAUCUCAGCGAUUUGGACGAUGAAAAAGAACAAUAUGGAAAAGCUGUUGAGCAUUUGAAGACUGUUGAAGAUGAUCUUCGCGACAAAAUCAACAAUCUCGAAAAACAAUUGGCUGAUUCACUCAACCGCGAAAAUGAGCUCGAAAGAGAGAAGAGAGAUUAUGAUGAGAAGAUAAAUAGUCUCUAUGGUCAAAACCAGAAGAUUCGUGAUGAAUGGGAUGAUUUCAGAACCGAAGCUGAUAAGGAGAUUCAAAAGUGGAAGACUGAUUCCUACACAAUUCGCUCGGAAGCCAAAGCUCUUGAGACGAAUAACACUGGAUUGAAGGCUCAAUUGCAGGCUGCAAAUGAUCGAAUCGAUCAUCUCACCAAAACUGUGAAUGAUCAAACUGGAAAGAUCAGAGAUCUCACUUCACAAAUUCGUCGUCUUGAAGAUGAAUUGUCAGAUACUAAAGGAAAUUUGGUGCAAAAAGAGAUGGAUUUGGAGAGUGCUCAAAAUCGCCUGCGAUCACUUGAAGAGCAAUACAGUCAACUUCAAAGUGACUCCAAUAAAUGGAGAAGUGACUUAGAUGCUGCUCUUCGUGAAAAUGAUAUUCUCAAGAGCACCAACACUAACUUGGAUGCCGAUUUGACUCGCUUCAAAAAUCGUCUGAAGUCUGCUGAAGAUGCUAUCAAAGAUUUGAAGAAUGCCUUGAAUCAUGCAAAGACUGACCGUGAACGUCUUCAAAAUGCGUUCCGUGAGAAGACGAAACAAGCCGAACAUCUCAAUCAACUUUCGACACAAUUCGAUACGAAAUUGACAAAAUUGCGCAAUGAAUUACAAGACACCAAUGACAAAUUGAUCUCAUCUGAUUCGGAAAGAACUGCACUUCGUACAGAAUUGCAAAAACUUUCGCAAGAGUUGAAGUUUGGCAAUGAUCAAAUUCAACGAAAAUCCGACGAAUAUCAAUCGACAAUUGAUGAUUUGGCACACGCGCAUCGCGUUUCUGAAGAUGGACGUUUGAAUGCUCUUCAAGAAUUGGAAUCGCGUAAAUAUGAGUUGAACGAUUUGACAUCUCGUCUUGAUAGCACUGAACAACGUUUAGCUGGGCUCCAACAAGACUAUAUUAAGGCUGAUUCUGAGAGAGACAUUCUCGCCGACGCUUUGAGAAGAUUCCAAGCAUCCGCCAAUCGAGUCAUCAAUUUGCACACCUAUGUGGAUGGUGGAUAUGGAGUUGGAAGUGGUUUGCAAGGCGCUGGCGGAGUUGGAGGAUCCGGAGCAGCAGGCGGUGCAGCUGGUGGACUUUAUGGUGACAGUGGAAUUGGCGGCGGAGCUGGUCAAUAUGGACCUGGUCAAGCUGGUGCAGCCGGAGCCGAUGGUUAUGGAAGUGGUGUUGGACCAGGAGGCGGUUACCAUCAAACCGAUAUCAAUAUCAUCGGCGGAGGUGGUGGAGCUGGUGGUCCAAGUGUUUUGGGAGGCGGAGCUGCAGCUCAACGCGGUGCCUACGACCCGUCAAACGUUGGCGGUGGUGCGGCAAGUGGCGCCGGAAUCACAGGAGGACCAGGCGGAUCUAAUUUCGGUCGAGAAAUCGAAAUAGGUCGCGGUGACGCGACCGACGGCGAUAACAACGCCGCCGGUGAUGUCGCUUAUCCUCGUUCCGUACCCUUCCCACCAUCCGUUGACUAUACUGGCAGUGGCGCAAGACAGGGUUCACAAACUGGUAAGUUUUUUUCUACAGGUUGUUGGUUUAGAAAAUAAUUUGAUUCCAGCCGGUGGCCGUGUGAUCAAUAACAUCGAUGGAACAACAACCGUCAACAUCAACGACAAAUUCGAUGUUACACACUUGGAAGGCACACUUCAAUCACUUCUCAAUAAGAUCGAGAGAUUGGAAGUUGAACGAAAUGAGCUUCGUGAAACUUUGCUCCGUUUGAAGAAGAAGACAACCGAAACAACCACUACAAACACCCAAAAAGAAACGAGAUAUCGCAACAUUGAAGACAAUUUGCAAGAUGCUGAGGAGGAUAAGAGAGCUCUUGAAACCAGAUUGGCUUCGGCUAAAACAUUAUUGCGUUCACAAGAAGAGGCUUUGAAACAACGCGAUGAAGAGAGAAGACAGAUGAAGUCAAAGAUGGUUGCCGCUGAACUUCAGGCUCGUGGAAAGGAAGCUCAAUUGAGACAUUUGAAUGUGAGUUUUUCACUGAUAUCACAAAAUUCUUAUCAAUAAUUUCAAAAUUUUUAGGAGCAACUCAAAAACUUGAGAACUGAUUUGGAUAAUGCUCACGCUGAUGUUCGGUCGCUUCGUGAUAAGGAAGAGCAAUGGGAUGUUAGCCGCUUCCAAUUGGAGACAAAAGUUCGAGAAACUGACUCCGACACCAACAAACUCCAGAUUCAAAUUGCUGCAUUUGAAAGUGAACGAGCUACACUCACCGAGAAGAUCAAGGAACUUGAUGGUGCUCUUCGUUUGAGUGACACCAAGGUUCAAGACAUGAAGGAUGAUGCAGAUAAAUUGAGAAGAGAUUUGGGAAAAGCAGAGAGUAUUGAGAAUGAGCUUCGAAAGACAAUUGAUGCUCAAAGCAAGACUAGCCAUGAGUAUAGUCUUCUUAAAGAUCAACUCACAAAUGCGCAAAAUGAAUUGAGUGCUACGAAUACUCGCAAACAACAACUUGAAAAUGAAUUGUUGAAUGUUCGCGGUGAAGUUCGUGAUUACAAACAACGCGUUCAUGACGUCAAUAAUCGUGUCGCCGAGCUUCAAAGACAACUUCAAGAUGCCAACUCGGAGAAGAAUCGUCUCGAAGACCGCCUUCUCUCGGUUGAAAAAGUUGUCAACACUCAACGCACCACCGAAACCGAUCUUCGUGCUCAACUCGAAGGAGCCAAGAAUGAGAAGCGUGUUGCUCUCAAAGAAUUGGAGGAUAUCAAGAGACGUUUGAGUCAAUUGGAAAAUGAUAAGAGAAAUAAUGUGCAAGUUGCGGAUGGUUGGAAGAAGGAGAAAUCGACGCUUCUCAAGAAAAUCGAGAUUCUUGAGAAUGACAAACGUCGCACUGAUGCUGCUAUUCGAGAAACCGCCUUGCAACGUGAGGCGAUUGAAAAAUCAUUGAAUGCUAUGGAGCGCGAAAACAAAGAGCUCUACAAAAAUUGUGCGCAGCUUCAACAACAGGUAUUGUUUUUUUUUGAUUCUUGGGUUUCAAACAUCUAAAUGAUUCUUCAGAUCGCCCAACUCGAGAUGGAGAAUGGCAACCGAAUCUUGGAGCUCACCAACAAACAACGUGAAGAGCAAGAACGUCAACUCGUUCGAAUGCGUCAAGAAAAAUCGCAAAUCGAAAAAGUCAUCGAGAAUCGCGAGCGCACUCAUCGCAAUCGCAUCAAGCAACUUGAAGAUCAAAUCGCAAUUUUGCGCGAUCAACUCGACGGUGAACGCAGGCGCAGAAGGUUAGUUAGUCGAUCUUGAAAAAAAUUGUUAACUAGAGUGUAGUUACCCAUUUUAACACGAAUGAUUUUUUUUAAAGAGAAUACGUUGAUCGUUCAAUGGUCCAAGAUAUUGGCCGACUUGGCUCAAAUGUUCUUGGUAUCAGCAGAAGCAGCUACGGUGACAAUAAUAUUGAGAAUAUUCUACAUGGUGGAAGUCGAUCUGUUGGGUGGGUAUUAACCUAGCUAUCCUGAUUAACUAAAAAGAAGAGUGACUUUGAAAAUCUGAAAAUCAAUAAUUUUCAGCUUCUACCCUCGUUCCACAUUCGCCUCCAACCCAUUGACGCCACCAUUGGGCACAUCAACACCCACCCAUCGUCCGCACAUUUCCGAUUUCCGAAGUGCGGUCGACGCUGGCAGCAGUUAUCGCCGACCAGUCGUCUCAACAACAACAAAUCUCGAUGAUACCGGUAUGGACGUUACCAUUAAAACAUAUCCCCCGUCAAUUACUAGAAUUAAUCAACAAAUGCCAGUGAUUCGUGUGCAUCGUAGUAAGAGCCGCGAGGUUUUACAUAGAGAAUCAGAGACCGAAACAGAAACUAUAACUCAUGACCAAACUUUUGAUAGUCAAGAAGGCGAUUCAAAAACUAUCCAUGUCCCAUCAUCUAACCUCUAAUUAAUUUUCGAAAAAAAACCAGAAACUUCUCACUUAUCCAAGAACCUUUGUCUGUCUAACCUUUGUCUAAAAAUUUGUAGGAUCAGUAUAUGGCGGAUCAAUUCGUGAUUCAAUUUAUGGCGGUGGAAAUGGUCGUGACUCAUCAUUUGGUCGCGCUGGUGAUAACAUUUCACGAGCUAGCGAACCUCGUGACCCAUCUCUUGUUGAAAUUCCAUCGAACUCUGAUCCAAUGCAAACAUCACAAACUUCGCAAGGUGGAUCACGUUACGAUGUUCUUGCGCCUAACCGCGAUGAUCUUUAA
Caenorhabditis angaria is the source of this 9991-nucleotide messenger RNA. NCBI's taxonomy places the organism in Eukaryota, Metazoa, Nematoda, Chromadorea, Rhabditida, Rhabditidae. The record is from the annotation of a GenBank genome assembly.